Galeopterus variegatus (Sunda flying lemur) is the source of this 2612-nucleotide messenger RNA. RefSeq names its product protein kinase C, alpha (gene PRKCA). Gene Ontology annotation, biological process: protein phosphorylation. NCBI's taxonomy places the organism in Eukaryota, Metazoa, Chordata, Mammalia, Dermoptera, Cynocephalidae. Gene Ontology annotation, molecular function: zinc ion binding; ATP binding; diacylglycerol-dependent serine/threonine kinase activity. The record is from RefSeq and is a predicted model, not a curated record. The transcript has 14 exons. The annotation marks the transcript as partial.
GACCCCAGGAGCAAGCACAAAUUCAAAAUCCAUACUUAUGGAAGCCCUACCUUCUGUGAUCACUGUGGGUCACUGCUGUAUGGACUUAUCCAUCAAGGAAUGAAAUGUGACACCUGCGACAUGAAUGUUCAUAAGCAGUGCGUGAUAAAUGUCCCCAGCCUCUGUGGGAUGGAUCACACUGAGAAGCGGGGGCGGAUUUACCUGAAGGCUGAGGUUGCUGAUGAAAAGCUCCAUGUCACAGUACGAGAUGCAAAAAAUCUAAUCCCUAUGGAUCCAAAUGGACUUUCAGAUCCUUAUGUGAAGCUGAAACUUAUUCCUGAUCCCAAGAAUGAAAGCAAACAGAAAACCAAAACCAUUCGCUCCACGCUAAACCCCCAGUGGAAUGAAUCCUUUACAUUCAAAUUAAAACCUUCAGACAAAGACCGUCGACUGUCUGUAGAAAUCUGGGACUGGGAUCGAACAACAAGGAAUGACUUCAUGGGAUCGCUUUCUUUUGGAGUUUCAGAGCUAAUGAAGAUGCCAGCCAGUGGUUGGUACAAGUUGCUUAACCAAGAGGAAGGUGAGUACUACAACGUACCCAUUCCAGAAGGGGACGAAGAAGGAAACAUGGAGCUCAGGCAGAAAUUCGAGAAAGCCAAGCUUGGCCCUGCUGGUAACAAAGUAAUCAGCCCUUCUGAAGACAGGAGACCACCUUCCAACAACCUGGACAGAGUGAAACUCACCGACUUCAAUUUCCUCAUGGUGCUGGGGAAAGGGAGUUUUGGAAAGGUGAUGCUUGCCGACAGGAAGGGGACAGAGGAGCUGUAUGCAAUCAAAAUCCUGAAGAAAGAUGUGGUGAUUCAGGAUGAUGACGUGGAGUGCACCAUGGUGGAAAAGCGAGUCUUGGCUCUGCUGGACAAGCCUCCGUUCCUGACACAGCUGCACUCCUGCUUCCAGACAGUGGACCGGCUGUACUUCGUCAUGGAGUACGUCAAUGGUGGGGACCUCAUGUACCAUAUUCAGCAAGUAGGAAAAUUUAAGGAACCACAAGCAGUAUUCUAUGCAGCAGAGAUUUCCAUUGGAUUGUUCUUUCUUCAUAAAAGAGGAAUCAUUUAUAGGGACCUGAAGUUAGAUAAUGUCAUGCUGGAUUCAGAAGGACAUAUCAAAAUUGCUGACUUUGGGAUGUGCAAGGAGCACAUGAUGGAUGGAGUCACGACCAGGACCUUCUGUGGGACUCCAGAUUAUAUUGCCCCAGAGAUAAUCGCUUAUCAGCCGUAUGGAAAAUCUGUGGACUGGUGGGCCUAUGGUGUCCUCUUGUAUGAAAUGCUAGCUGGGCAGCCUCCAUUUGAUGGUGAAGAUGAAGACGAAUUGUUUCAGUCUAUAAUGGAGCACAACGUUUCCUAUCCAAAAUCCUUGUCCAAGGAGGCUGUUUCCAUCUGCAAAGGACUGAUGACCAAACACCCAGCCAAGCGGCUGGGCUGUGGGCCUGAGGGAGAGAGGGAUGUGAGAGAACACGCCUUCUUCCGGAGGAUCGACUGGGAAAAACUGGAGAACAGGGAGAUCCAGCCGCCGUUCAAGCCCAAAGUGUGUGGCAAAGGAGCAGAAAACUUUGACAAGUUCUUCACACGAGGGCAACCUGUCUUAACACCGCCCGAUCAACUGGUCAUCGCUAACAUAGACCAGUCUGAUUUUGAAGGGUUCUCGUAUGUCAACCCCCAGUUUGUGCACCCCAUCUUACAGAGCGCAGUAUGAAACUCAUCGAGAACAAACUCCUCCCCAGCCUGCCCCUGGCAGUGGGAAAUGAUCCCCAACCCUCCAAUUCUAAGGCCACGGCCUUGUGUCUCGUCUCGUUCCACAUGGAGGCCUGAAAACCGUAGGGAUAUUAGUCCAAAUGUGAUCAGCUAUUCAGGAUCUCUCUCUUACGACCAAGAACAUUAUCUUAGAGGAAGAUGACAUAAUGUACAGUGCCCAGUUUAAUUAUGUAGAAGUUACAUCUGGCCAUAGGUUAACCCUUCCUAGAAAGCAAACAGACUCUUGCCCCCUUUUUGGUACGAUUUGAUAUAUUUUCCAUACCCUCUGUCUGUGGAUUUUCACCGUCAGGAUCCCCCAACCAGAGAUGUUAAAGUGAACCUACCCAGCCCAGUGGGGCAGAAACAUCUCCAUCCAAGACGUCUUUGGAAUGAAAGAACGGGGAGCCCAGAGAGUUGGCAAGGAGGGUCUGGGAGUGGGGGAGGCGUGGAAACACCCACUACUUCUGCUCUCUGCCUCAAUGGAAAUGGUCCCUAGGGUCAGAGAGGCCAGGAUGAACCUAAUCACUGUCCCUAAACACUGACACAUCAUAACCCAAUCACAGUCCAGCGGUUACCAGUUUUAAAAAGAAAGGAAACCUCAGACGAGUGUUGGGUGGAUCUGUCAUCUGGUACCCUACUUGGUUGAUAACUGUCUUGACACUUGCGUUCCUUUUAAGAGGCCAAAUCAUCUAAGGACUUUGCUGAAUAAGCACAUGAGAUCAUUUCAGAUCGAGGAUAACCAGUGUCGUGUGUUCAUUUUGAUCUCCGGGAGAUUAAUCUUUGAUCCAGGGUGCCAUCUGUAAUCAUGCCACUACUCACAAGUGUGUUAGCCAACACCCCCCC